This is a messenger RNA of Fulmarus glacialis (Northern fulmar), 1188 nucleotides long. It is a transcript of the gene ANO2, whose product is annotated as anoctamin 2, calcium activated chloride channel. The record is from RefSeq and is a predicted model, not a curated record. The transcript has 9 exons. Gene Ontology annotation, cellular component: plasma membrane. Gene Ontology annotation, molecular function: chloride channel activity. Gene Ontology annotation, biological process: chloride transmembrane transport. NCBI's taxonomy places the organism in Eukaryota, Metazoa, Chordata, Aves, Procellariiformes, Procellariidae. The coding region runs from base 154 to 1188 and encodes 344 amino acids.
AAAACAGAGAAAACUUUUGAGGAAAGACUGAUUUUGAAGGCAUUCCUACUGAAGUUUGUGAAUUCCUAUGCACCAAUUUUUUAUGUUGCCUUUUUUAAAGGAAGAUUUGUUGGCCGUCCUGGUCAUUAUGUAUAUGUGUUUGAUGGUUAUCGAAUGGAAGAGUGUGCUCCAGGAGGCUGUUUGAUGGAACUCUGUAUUCAGCUGAGCAUCAUUAUGCUUGGAAAACAACUGAUUCAAAACAAUCUGUUUGAAAUUGGAAUCCCGAAGCUAAAGAAGCUCUUCAGGAAACUGAAGGAUGAAAGAACUGAGCCAAAGGAAAUGGACACCAACCAAUCAAAGGACCCUCAGCAAUGGGAUCUUGACUACAUCUUGGAACCUUUUACUGGGCUGACUCCAGAAUACAUGGAAAUGAUUAUCCAGUUCGGCUUUGUCACACUCUUUGUUGCCUCCUUCCCUCUGGCACCUGUCUUUGCUCUUCUGAACAACGUCAUAGAAGUUCGGCUUGAUGCAAAAAAGUUUGUUACUGAACUGAGGAGGCCAGACACAGCAAGAGCAAAAGAUAUAGGAAUUUGGUAUAACAUUUUGAGUGGUAUUGGAAAGCUUUCAGUUAUCAUUAAUGCUUUUGUAAUUGCUGUCACAUCUGAUUUCAUUCCACGCCUUAUGUAUCAAUAUGCAUACAGUCAAAAUGGAACCAUGCAUGGCUUCAUCAAUCACACGCUCUCAUACUUCAAUGUCAGUCAUCUCAAGGCUGGAACACAGCCAGAAAACUCCCCGUUUGCACAGGAUGUUUUAUUCUGCAGGUUCAAAGACUACAGAGAACCACCUUGGUCCCAAAAUCAGUAUGAGUUUUCUAAACAGUACUGGGCAGUCUUAUCUGCUCGCUUGGCUUUUGUUAUUCUAUUUCAGAACUUGGUGAUGUUCCUCAGUGUUCUGGUUGACUGGAUGAUUCCUGACAUCCCCAAGGACAUCAGUGAACAGAUCAAAAAGGAGAAGAGCGUGCUUAUGGACUUCUUCCUGAAGGAAGAGCAUGAAAAACUGAAGCUGAUUGAAAGCUUUAUCACACGCGACAAGCAGAAACUCAAAAGUGGGACCAAAGGCAAAAGAAUCCGGGCUGCCAGCUUCUGUCAGUUUAACCAAAGUCAGAAAGGCAGCUUUGCCUCCUUUAGCUCACAGCACACAGAAGUGUGA